UGUGGGCGAGCUGGCCUAAGCCUGAAGUGCCUUGUGGUCACCUUUGACCGGCCUUGGUGCUGACCUGACGUCCCUGGUUGCCUUUGGCAGACCUUGGCGCUGCCCUGAUGACCCUGAUGUGCGUAGCACAGCCACUGCACAGCGAGGCACGCUUUCUCAUCUGCGCUCCAGAAGUAUUCAAAAUUAAUUAAAAUGUCUUCUGCUAAACCUCCAAAUGAAAAUGAAACCCCCAGAGAGAGAACUGCAGGAUUGAGGGGUGUUCGAACAACCACACUCUUCCGAGCUGUGAACCCAGAGCUUUUCAUUAAACCUAACAAACCUGUGAUGGCAUUUGGACUUGUAGGAAUUACCCUCUGUGUGGCCUACCUUGGUUAUUUGCAUGCAACGAUAGAGAACAAAAAGGACCUCUAUGAAGCAAUUGAUAGUGAAGGGUCCAGAUAUAUGCGGAGGAAAACUUCCAAGUGGGACUGAAGAAGGAAGGAAGGAAAUCUGCAAAUCAAUCACAGAGUUUUGCAAGGCAACUACUAUUUUUUUUCUCUGUCCAUUGAAUUAAUGGAAAAAUGUCUCUCUUGCCAUUUAAUCCAGUUAAAGUUCCAUUAUAAAUUUCAUGCCUAUAAAAAUAAAUUGUAAUUAAGAUAUAUACAAA
Molecule: messenger RNA, 646 nt
Organism: Rhea pennata
Lineage: Eukaryota; Metazoa; Chordata; Aves; Rheiformes; Rheidae
Gene: SMIM8
Product: small integral membrane protein 8
Exons: 3
Coding region: 193-471 (92 amino acids)
Source: RefSeq, a predicted model, not a curated record